Molecule: messenger RNA, 3478 nt
Organism: Pimephales promelas (fathead minnow)
Lineage: Eukaryota; Metazoa; Chordata; Actinopteri; Cypriniformes; Leuciscidae
Gene: iqce
Product: IQ motif containing E
Source: RefSeq, a predicted model, not a curated record
UGCGCAUGCAUAGGCUACACAUAGGCUACAUAUGUAACAUAUAAAGAGUGAUUGGGGGAUUAACAAACAAGAAUGAAUUAUGGAAAGAACAAAAUGAAAUCCCAUAUUAUUUUGAAGCUGUAUUUCAAACAGGCGACCGUUCACACACAGUGUGCGCAUGUACUGCGCAGUGCUGACGCACAUGAACACGUUUGGUUUGCUGUUUAUUGUCAUGUUAAACAUUUUCGGUUGCUAGACGACAAUAAUGCAGUGCACAUUACAUCCGUAGACUCCGUACAGCGAAGAGAGACGCGAAACGACGCUGUGCAACAUGAUUGCGUUAAAUCUGUAGCUUGCGUUAAAUCUGUUGCUUUUCUUAACGGCGACAUCAGGAAACAGCUGCAUCUUGGUAACUUCUUAGCAGCCCCUAAACACUUCACUGUUCGUUUAUGCUGUUUUAUAUUAGGAUUUACACAUCUUUGAAAUUAGAAAAAUAUGAUUUUCUGAUGCAUCAUAAAACUCGGACAUUACAGGUCGUUCCUCCAUAGAUCAUACUGUAUGAGAAAGGGUUAUGGUCCUCCUGUUGUUUGUAAAAGGUGAUGAUUAAAUAACAGGCCAUCACAGGCUAUAAUGUCUGUAGCUGGAGAACUUGUCACAGAAGAGGAGGUGGAGGAUCUGGCAGAGGACAGUCUCUCUAGCAGCUAUGUGUCUGACACUGAAAAGAAGUCAAGAAAAAAGAAAGUUUCAGGCAGACCGCCUCCUUCUCCUAAGUCACCAUACCUGAACAGUGCAAACUUGAAUUUGAAGAAAACUCCAGUAACAUCAUGGAGGACGGUGAAAGGGACUCUGCUCCAAAACUGUAAAACCCAUCCGGCUGGGACACCCAGGGACGUCUGGCUCCACUUACAGAAUGAUGGACCAGGGAAGUCUCCAAAAGGAGCAGAUUACAGUGUCACACAAACCAGCAUUUCCAUGUCCAGCACACCUGAAUACUUGAAGGAGGCUUUUGAAAUGAAAAAGCCCAAAUAUUCCCGGUCUCCAUCUAACGGUUAUGUUCCAGGGACCCCAGUCUAUAAAGAAAAGGAAGAAAUGUAUGAGGAAAUAAUUGAUCUGAAAAAGACCAUCCAGUCCCUAAAGUCUGAAUCCGACAAGAUGAAAGCCAAGCUCCGCCGUCUUGAAGAAGACAACACGAAGAAAGACAGACAAAUCGAACAGCUGCUGGAUCCAGCGAAGGACCCAGAUUAUGCAAGGGGUUUUGUGGACAGAAAGGCCGAUCCUAGAUCGAUCAUUAAUGGACUGAAACAUAGGAUUUUACGAUUGGAGCAGCAGUGCAAAGAAAAAGAGAAUGCCUUGAGUCAGCUUCAGAGUGACCUCAAAACUACCAACAUGCAGGAAAUGAAGAUCACUGUAGAAACCUACUUUGAGGAGGUUCAAAGAUUGCGAACACUGUUGGAAUCAGCUGAGAGAAGUAAUAAGAUGGAGAGCAAAGACAUCAGGCGGCAGAACAAGACCCUUAGUGCGACAGUUCUGAAACUCACAAAGACUGUACAACAACUGGAGGAUGAGAACCAAGAGCUCAAAAAAGAAUUGACACAGGAAGAGAUGAGCAUGAUGGACAGCCCUGUUUGCCGUGCCAAGGGUUAUAUGGAUUGGAGUAAACAGAGACUUGUGCGACGAAUCCUGGAACUUGAAAAGAGAGUCGAGCAGAUGAAGAAUCUUCAUAUUACUAAAGCAUCAGACUCACAGAAGAGCUCAGUGGAGAAAGGCACUGAGUCAGAAUCGGCCAAUCAGAGUGAUUCUGUCAACACAGAGAUGGAGCCGUCUGUGAGUCCAGAGAAUGAUGUGCAUUUUAGGGCAGCAUUUAAGAAACUGGCAGAAGAGAAAAAGAAACUACAGGAAAAACUAACCCAGAAAGAUGAAGAGAUAAAGCAGUUGUCUGCUGAGAAGGAUGACGGUCUGAAAGAGGUAGAAAACGCACUGAAGGAGCGAAUUAGAGAGCAUGAGAGACUGAUGCAAACACACAGGCAGGAGAUGGGUGCACUGACUGUAGAAAUCAACUGUUUAAAAGAGAAAUUAGAGGAGGAGAGAAAACUCAGAUUAGUACAGGAUCCAAAUCAGGUUCGGAACGGCUCUUUAUCAUUAACACUCACAGAACCAUUGUCGUCAUCAGCGGUUGCGUCAAUGGAAAAGAACAAAGCAGCUAAGAUCAUCCAGACACACUGGCUCUCACACCGAACACGGGAUCUAGUUCUUUUGCAAUCCUGUCUCAGAGGGCAUGUAAUCAGGCAGAGGCAGAUAGAUGGACCUCGGCAAGCAAACCUUGUUGCCAUGAGCCAAUCAGGUUUUAACACUCAGGCUGUACAGGAAGAGGAAGUGACUCUGCUGCAGGCUGUCUUUAGGGCUCAUCUCAAACGCAGCACUCUGAGGAUGGACAGGGCGUCUACAGUGACACCGUCUGAAUCUUUCGUUCAUCAGAAAAAGCCGCAUCUCUCCACCCCUCCACUACUGACCACAGGGUCCCCACAGGCCAUGUUUACGAACAAAACGCAAACCUCAGGUGUAACUAAAGAGAAACUAAAUCCUGCUGCUUAUAAUGAUGAGCUACAUGACAAGAGAUCAAUACCAGAAGACCUGAAGAUCCACCAACAGCAACCAGCCGCUGCGUUUCCAAAGACCACUGAUUCGGACGACUCUGAUGACAUCAUCGUGUCCCCUUCAAGGCCACUGAGAAAAAGAGAAAAAUGCUUAAGUCCGUUCAAUGCUAAUGACUUGAUUUAGCUCUUUGUUGUUAUUAUUUUUUUUUUUUACAGUUUGGACCUUAAAUGGUUUCAUUAAUAAAACUUUUUCUCUCUGAACUUGGAACACACAUUGUUACAUGAACAAUUGAAAAAAGGGAAUUAAAACAAACUGUCGUUUAUAUGGGCAAUAAUAACUGUACAUAGAAGAACACACCAUGGAUGAUAGAUCAUUAUGGCAUUGUGAUUUUACACUUUAUUGUUUCGCUACGGUCACGUUCUUUAGAUUUCUAGGAACUGAACCUUCAAAUAAGAUUUCAGAAGUCGUGUCUUCCAACUCCAAAAGUGCCUUGUGUUGGAAGAUCAUCUUUAAACGAGGAUCAGGGAUUUCAUAUUCUUCAUAUACUUUUAAUUUCGGAUAAGUAUACACAUGACACUAAGCAACAUACCUUAUUAAGUAUAAUUAAGCCAUACACCUCUGAUUUAUAAAGUACUGUGAAUCUCCACAGACACAUUGCUGUAUAAGAGAACUUCAAGUUCAGAUUGGGGAAAAAUGACAGUAAAUGCUGGUAAAUGUUGUUAGUGUGUUUCAUGUUAUUACAGACUAAUCUGUGAACCAAUAAUGGCACUGAAAAAAAUCGAUGCUGUUUUCUCUUUUCAGUGUCUCUUUAAGACUGACUUUGCUCUAAGAGCUCGUUAUUUUUUGUGCCAUCGUGUUUAAAUUUGUGUUCGAUUUGUCUUUAUUAAAGAUCUGUUUUCUUGAA